Messenger RNA from Saimiri boliviensis boliviensis (Bolivian squirrel monkey), 4908 nucleotides. RefSeq names its product ATP binding cassette subfamily C member 2 (gene ABCC2). The record is from RefSeq and is a predicted model, not a curated record. Gene Ontology annotation, biological process: transmembrane transport. Lineage: Eukaryota; Metazoa; Chordata; Mammalia; Primates; Cebidae. Gene Ontology annotation, cellular component: apical plasma membrane. Gene Ontology annotation, molecular function: ABC-type transporter activity; ATP binding; ATP hydrolysis activity.
CAAGAUGCCAGCUGGAGCUCUCCUGUAUGAGUAAAGAAGAAACAACACAGUCAUAUUAAUAGAAGAGUCUUCAUUCCAGACACACUCAAGGAAUUAUGCUGGAGAAGUUCUGCAACUCUACUUUUUGGAAUUCCUCAUUCCUGGACAGUCCGGAGGCAGACCUGCCACUUUGUUUUGAGCAAACUGUUCUGGUGUGGAUUCCCUUGGGCUUCCUAUGGCUCCUGGCCCCCUGGCAGCUUCUCCAUGUGUAUAAAUCCAGGACCAAGAGAUCUUCUACUACCAAACUCUACCUUGCUAAGCAGGUAUUCGUUGGUUUUCUUCUUAUUCUGGCAGCUAUAGAACUGGCCCUUGUACUCUCAGAAGACUCUGGACAAGCCACAGUCCCUGCUGUUCGAUAUACCAACCCAGGCCUCUACCUAGGCACAUGGCUCCUGGUUUUGCUGAUCCAACACAGCAGACAAUGGUGUUUACAGAAGAAUUCCUGGUUCCUGUCGCUAUUCUGGAUUCUCUCCAUACUCUGUGGUACUUUCCAAUUUCAGACUCUAAUCCGGACACUCUUGAAGGGUGACAAUUCUAAUCUGGCCUACUCUUGCCUGUUCUUCAUCUCCUACGGAUUCCAGAUCCUGAUCCUGAUCUUUUCAGCAUUUUCAGAAAAUAAUGAGUCAUCAAAUAAUCCAUCAUCCACAGCUUCAUUCCUGAGUAGCAUUACCUACAGUUGGUAUGACAGCACUGUUCUGAAAGGCUACAAGCAACCUCUGACACUCGAAGAUGUAUGGGAAGUUAAUGAAGAGAUUAAAACCAAGGCACUAGUGAACAAGUUUGAAACACACAUGAAGAGCGAGCUGCAGAAAGCCAGGCGGGCACUCCAGAGACGGCAGCAGAAGCGCUCCCAGCAGAACUCUGGAGCCAGGCUGCCUGGCUUGAACAAGAAUCAGAGUCAAAGCCAAGAUGUCCUUGUCCUGGAAGAAGUUAAAAAGAAAAAAAAGAAGUCUGAAACCAAAGAAGAUGUUCCAAAAUCCUGGUUGAUCAAAGCCCUGUUCAAAACUUUCUACAUGGUGCUCCUGAAAUCAUUCCUGCUGAAGCUAAUCCAUGACGUCUUCAUAUUUGUGAGUCCUCAGCUGCUGAAAUGGCUGAUCUCCUUUGCAAAUGACCGUGACACAUAUUUGUGGACUGGAUAUCUCUGUGCAAUCCUCUUAUUUGCUGCGGCUCUUAUUCAGUCAUUCUGCCUUCAGAGUUAUUUCGAAUUGUGCUUCAAGCUGGGUAUGACUGUACGGACAACCAUCAUGGCUUCUGUAUAUAAGAAGGCAUUGACCCUAUCCAACUUGGCCAGGAAAAAGUACACCGUUGGAGAAACAGUGAACCUGAUGUCUGUGGAUGCUCAGAAGCUCAUGGAUGUGACCAACUUCAUCCACCAGCUGUGGUCAAGUGUUCUACAGAUUGUCUUAUCCAUCUUCUUCUUAUGGAGAGAGUUGGGACCCUCAGUGUUAGCAGGUGUUGGGGUGAUGGUGCUCGUAAUCCCAAUUAAUGGGAUACUGUCCACCAAGAGUAAGGCCAUUCAGGUCAAAAAUAUGAAUAAUAAAGACAAACGUUUAAGGAUCAUGAAUGAGAUUCUCAGUGGAAUAAAGAUCCUGAAAUAUUUUGCCUGGGAACCUUCAUUCAGAGACCAAGUUCACAACCUUCGGAAGAAAGAGCUUAAGAACCUGCUGGCCUUUAGUCAAAUACAGUGUGUGGUGGUAUUCAUCUUACACUUAACUCCAGUCCUGGUAUCUGUGAUCACAUUUUCUGUUUACGUCCUGGUGGAUAGCAGCAAUAUUUUGGAUGCACAAAAGGCCUUCACCUCCAUUACCGUCUUCAAUAUCCUGCGCUUUCCCCUGAGCACACUUCCCAUGAUGAUCACCUCCAUGCUCCAGGCCAGUGUUUCCACAGAGCGGCUGGAGAAGUACUUGGGUGGGGAUGACUUGGACACAUCUGCCAUUCGACAUGACUGCAGUUCUGACAAAGCUGUGCAGUUUUCAGAGGCCACCUUUACCUGGGAGCGUGAUUUGGAAGCCACAAUCCGAGAUGUGAACCUGGACAUUAUGCCAAGCCAACUUGUGGCUGUGGUGGGCACUGUUGGCUCUGGGAAAUCCUCCCUGAUAUCAGCCAUGCUGGGAGAAAUGGAAAAUGUCCACGGGCAUAUCACCAUCAAGGGCACCACUGCCUAUGUCCCACAGCAGUCCUGGAUUCAGAACGGCACCAUAAAGGACAACAUCCUUUUUGGAGCAGAGUUGGAUGAAAAGAGGUAUCAGCAAGUACUAGAGGCCUGUGCUCUCCUCCCGGACUUGGAAAUACUGCCUGGAGGAGAUUUGGCUGAGAUUGGAGAGAAGGGUAUAAAUCUCAGUGGGGGUCAGAAGCAGCGGAUCAGCCUGGCCAGAGCUACCUACCAAAAUUUAGACAUCUAUCUUUUAGAUGACCCCCUGUCUGCUGUGGAUGCCCAUGUAGGAAAGCAUAUUUUUAAUAAGGUCUUGGGCCCCAAUGGCCUGUUGAAAGGCAAGACUCGACUCUUGGUUACACAUAGUAUGCACUUUCUUCCUCACAUGGAUGAGAUUGUAGUCCUGGGGAAUGGCACAAUUGUAGAGAAAGGAUCCUACAGUGAUCUCUUGGCCAAAAAAGGAGAGUUUGCUAAGAAUCUGAAGACAUUUCUAAAACAUACAGGCCCUGAAGAGGAAGCCACGGUCCAUGAUGGCAGUGAAGAAGAAGACGAUGAUUAUGGGCUGAUAUCCAGUGUGGAAGAGAUCCCUGAAGAUGCAGCCUCCAUAAUCAUAAGAAGAGAGAACAGCUUUCAUCGAACACUUAGCCGCAGUUCUAGGUCCAGUGGAAGGCAUCUGAAGUCCCUGAAAAACUCCUUGAAAACUCGGAAUGUGAAGAGCCUGAAGGAAGAUGAAGAACUAGUGAAAGGACAAAAACUAAUUAAGAAGGAAUUCAUGGAAACUGGAAAGGUGAAGUUUUCCAUCUACCUGGCGUACCUACGAGCAAUAGGAUUGUUUUCGAUAUUCUUCACCAUCCUUAUGUUUGUGAUGAAUUCUGUGGCUUUUAUUGGAUCCAACAUCUGGCUCAGUGCUUGGACCAGUGACUCUAAAACUUUCAAUAGCACCAACUAUCCAGCAUCUCAGAGGGACAUGAGAGUUGGAGUCUACGGAGCUCUGGGAUUAAGCCAAGGUAUAUGUAUUUUCAUAGCACAUUUCUGGAGUGCCUAUGGUUUUAACCAUGCAUCAAAUAUCUUGCACAAGCAACUGCUGAACAACAUCCUUCGAGCACCCAUGAGAUUUUUUGACACAACACCCACAGGCCGGAUUGUGAACAGGUUUGCUGGCGAUAUUUCCACAGUGGAUGACACCCUGCCUAUGUCCCUGCGCAGCUGGAUUUUAUGCUUCCUGGGGAUAAUCAGCACCCUUGUCAUGAUCUGCAUGGCCACCCCCAUCUUCGCCAUCGUCAUCAUUCCUCUUGGCAUUAUUUAUGCAGCUGUUCAGAUGUUUUAUGUGUCUACCUCCCGCCAGCUGAGGCGUCUGGACUCUGUCACUAGGUCCCCAAUCUACUCUCACUUCAGCGAGACCGUGUCAGGUUUGCCAGUUAUCCGUGCCUUUGAGCACCAGCAGCGAUUUCUGAAACACAAUGAGAUGAGGACUGACACCAACCAGAAAUGUGUCUGUUCCUGGAUCAUCUCCAACAGGUGGCUUGCAAUUCGCCUGGAGCUGGUUGGGAACCUGAUUGUCUUCUUUUCGGCCUUGAUGAUGGUUAUUUAUAGAGAUACCAUAACCGGGGACACUGUUGGCUUUGUUCUGUCCAAUGCACUCAAUAUCACACAAACCCUGAACUGGCUAGUGAGGAUGACAUCAGAAAUAGAGACCAACAUUGUGGCUGUUGAGCGAAUAACUGAGUACACAAAAGUGGAAAAUGAGGCACCCUGGGUGACUGAUAAGAGGCCUCCACCAGAUUGGCCCAGCAAAGGCAACAUCCAGUUUAGCAACUACCAAGUGCGGUACCGACCUGAGCUGGAUCUGGUCCUCAAAGGGAUCACUUGUGACAUCAGUAGCAUGGAGAAGAUUGGUGUGGUGGGAAGGACAGGAGCUGGAAAGUCAUCCCUCACAAACUGCCUCUUCAGAAUCUUAGAGGCUGCUGGUGGUCAGAUCAUCAUUGAUGGAGUAGAUAUUGCUUCCAUUGGGCUCCACGACCUUCGAGAGAAGCUGACCAUUAUCCCCCAGGACCCCAUCCUGUUCUCUGGAAGCCUGAGGAUGAAUCUCGACCCUUUCAACAACUACUCAGAUGAGGAGAUUUGGAAGGCCCUGGAGCUGGCUCACCUCAAGUCUUUCGUGGCCGGCCUGCAACUUGGGUUAUCCCAUGAAGUAACAGAGGCCGGUGGCAACCUGAGCAUAGGCCAGAGGCAGCUGCUGUGCCUGGGCAGGGCUCUGCUUCGGAAAUCCAAGAUCCUGGUCCUUGAUGAGGCCACUGCUGCGGUGGAUCUAGAGACAGAUAACCUCAUUCAGACGACCAUCCAAAACGAGUUCGCCCACUGCACAGUGAUCACCAUUGCCCACAGGCUGCACACCAUCAUGGACUGCGACAAGAUAAUGGUCCUAGACAGUGGGAAGAUCGUAGAGUAUGGCAGCCCUGAAGAACUGCUGCAAACCCCUGGACCGUUUUAUUUGAUGGCCAAGGAAGCUGGCAUUGAGAAUGUGAACAGCACAGAAUUUUAGCAGCAGGCCCCAUGGGUUAGAAAAGGACUAUAAGAAUAAUUUCUUACUUUAUUUUUUGUGAAAUACAGAAUACAUACAAAAGUAUAUAUAAAAUGUACAUUUUAAAGAAGAAGGAUAAGUGAACACCCAUGAACGUACUAUCUGGAUGAAUAAAUAUCACCAGGUGCCUGAGAAA